Monascus purpureus is the source of this 246-nucleotide messenger RNA. NCBI's taxonomy places the organism in Eukaryota, Fungi, Ascomycota, Eurotiomycetes, Eurotiales, Aspergillaceae. The record is from the annotation of a GenBank genome assembly.
AUGUAUCCUUCUCGUGUGAUGAGAAUGCAGCCCUCCCGGGUUCUGUUCUACGCGAACUCCAAGGAGCCUCAUCGUGCUCACACCAUCUCUCAGCGCCUGCGCUCCUUGAAGAAGAUCCCCCCGGAACUCAUCCCUCUUGGCGUGGUUCUUGGUGUCGCUGUUGGUGCCGCUAUUUACUCCAGCACGAAGAAGCUUUUUACCGACAAGACUCUGCGUCUCCACCGCAACUCUCCCCAGGAUCACUAA